AGUGGUUGCUUAUUAGCGCCUAUAAUCAAAUAAUACAGUGACGGAUUGUGCGAGACUAAGUAGCAUUUAAGCGUGUUGGAAGGCAUGGUCAAAGUGUAAAGCGACCGAUUUCUUGGAUUAACCAAUGUGGCAUCGCAAUAUUGACAUUACGUCAUAAGCGCGCCAAAAAUUACCUUCUGCAAGGGAAGUAUCAGGCUAUCGUAUUAUAUUUUAUGCAAACAUAUUCACACAUGUUGAAAUGGUGGGUUGGUUUUGGUUCCUGGCAGAGUAGAAAAAUCUACGGGUAGAGAUCUUUUGCAUACGUGUCAAAGUUUUUACUCGGUUCUGGGUUCAUACAUAAUUAAACAGUGGGGCGAUAUCCCGCGGGGUGAUUCGGAAAGGAGUUAUCGGUACUCGGAGAAACAUACUUACUGUUGUAUAUUGCGACUGCCCCUCAUAUGCUAUAUUUAUACAAGAGGCAACGAUCCGAAAAAAAAUUUUUAGUCAGAGGUUCAUUCAGCAACUUGGAGACUACAACUUAAUCUUACUCACCCUUAGAUCAGAUAGAGGGAAGGAAUUAUUUUUUGGAAUAAAACAUUCUUUGAGAAUAUACUGAUCAAAAUUCUUAGAUAGAAUUUUGAUUUGAAUUUUUUGAAAUGUCAAUGUUUUCGGAUUACGCGAGUAUGACGGAUUCCAUUCGUGGCCCUGGUGGAUUGGAUAUGCUGGGAGGGGCAAUGCCCCGUCCCCCUGACCUGUCUUUGGGACACAGACCAGAAUCCUACAACCAACACACCAUCGAAGGAAUCCUUGGGACCCGCGGAAGAGAGGGACUUACAUUGGAGCGGCUGAAUAAAGAUAUGGAGAGAGAAAUCAACAAAACUAUCCACCACGGCUCAAAUGAAAAUAUUCCGUCAUCUUCAGAAAAGACGGAAUCACCCGGAAACAGCGUAAAAUCUGGACCAAAUUCCCCGGAAAAAUUCAUCAAACAAGAAACAGAGGACAAUGAAGGUGACGAUGUAAAGAAAGACGAUAUCAGUGAGGGGGACAAAAACAAGAAACGCCGGAAUCGGACGACGUUUACCAGCUUCCAGUUGGAAGAAAUGGAGAGAGUGUUUCAGAAGACCCAUUAUCCAGAUGUGUACGCUCGCGAACAGCUAGCUUUACGGUGUAAUCUUACAGAAGCCAGGGUCCAGGUAUGGUUUCAAAACCGCCGUGCCAAGUGGAGAAAGAGGGAGCGGUUUGGUCAGCUGCAGGGAAUGAGAGCGAUGACGGGCGGAUCCAACCCUUACGACUUCCAGCUCACUCCAAGACACGAUGCUUAUUCACAGCUUCAACACAACCCCUGGGCAGCAUCCCCUCAAAUUCCCUAUUCCAUGCAAAAUUCCAACUGCAUGGCAUCACAGUCCACCGUCCCAAAUUUUAUGGGAUUGGCACACCCUAGUCAUUUGUCGUCAUAUCCUGUCAGUCACCAACCUUCGAUGUCACUUCCGGUGUCACAAUCCCCACCACUCGAUCCCUGCGAAAAUUCAGAAAGAAGAAGUACUAGUAUCGCCGCUCUCAGACUUAAAGCUCAUGAACACGGAGUAGCCAUGGGCAUAUUUGGUGCGUAUGGGAAAUGACUCUAAUUAUGGAGAAAAGAUUACAAACUUUAUUAAAUUGAUGACGAGGACUUACAUUGCUACGUAAGUGUAAAUAGAUGUUGUUUGGAAUGUGCAAAAGACUUUUUUUAAAAUAUCUUUUACGAACAUACUGCUGUCUUUUCCUGUUUAUUUGUGCAGAAAUUUAUGCCACUGUGCUAUUG
Molecule: messenger RNA, 1780 nt
Organism: Saccostrea cuccullata (small rock oyster)
Lineage: Eukaryota; Metazoa; Mollusca; Bivalvia; Ostreida; Ostreidae
Product: ALX homeobox protein 1-like
Exons: 4
Coding region: 636-1598 (320 amino acids)
Biological process (GO): regulation of transcription by RNA polymerase II
Molecular function (GO): RNA polymerase II transcription regulatory region sequence-specific DNA binding; DNA-binding transcription factor activity, RNA polymerase II-specific
Source: RefSeq, a predicted model, not a curated record